GUCUGGUUGGACUAAAAUAUCCUCAAAUUUGAUGAAUAAUUACAGUGGAAGAGCGCAAACGAACAAGUCUGAGUUUGGGGACACUCACACGCAAUCACAGUCGCACUGUGAUGGAGGCGUUUAGAAGGAGAAGGGCAAGCUUUGCAUUGUGUGGCUUGCAAUUACCAAACAACAAAACUCCGUCCCUUGGAAUUCUAUGUUGUAUAUUGCUUGGUAGAAAAGUGUUUGAUUCUUGUUUGCUUUGAAUUCCAAAGUCGGCUUGUUCGCGUAUUCCUGUUGGGUUUCCUUGCUAAGUUGCGAGAAUGACGUGCGUUUCGCUGCAACAGCUUGUCUGUGCGAAAAGAAGAAGCAAUAAAGAGCCGUCCAUUGAUCAUCUGGAUAAGAGUACGAAGAUGAGAAAGAUAUUCAAGAAGAAGAAAUAUAAGAAUGCUAUGGAUACAAGUGCUAAUUCUGCAUGUAAUACUGGCCCCACUUUAGUGCCUAUGGUUGAUGGUAGUUUUGCUCCUAAUGCAGCCAUUGCUACUUCUUCCGCUCACCAAUUUGGCUCUACUAAAAAUAGAGCUAAUACGGGGAAAAAUGAAAAGGAGGAAAGCCAGCAAUCAAAGUCUGGGUUCAUAUUUAUGUGUAAUGGAAGAACAAAGCCUGAAUGCUAUCAGUAUCGUGUUUUUGGGCUACCGAGGGGAAAUUUGGAAGUUGUAAAGGCAAUCAAACCUCGUACAAGUCUAUUUUUAUAUGACUUUGAUUUGAAACUUCUUUAUGGUACAUACAUGGCAACUUCAGAAGGUGGGUUGGACUUGGAGCCAAAUGCAUUUCAUGGGAAAUUUCCUGCACAGGUAAAAUUUAGUAUCAUUGAGGAUUGUUUACCUCUUCGUGAGUGUGAUUUUAAAGUAGCUAUUCAAGACAACUACCAGGGGGGUUAUAAAUUUAGACAAAAUCUUAAUAGUAAUCAGGUGAAAGCUUUGAUUUCAUUGUUCCGCCCUAUCAGUGUUGCAGCACCUAGGCCUUCCUUUUCAAAUGUGUCAAUACCAGAGUCAUUCCCACCUCCUAUUACAGAAGAAGGAUUGCAGCCAAUGACAAGGCUGCCUCAUCCUGAAAAUGCAUACUCUUCAGGAGUUAAUCAUAUUCAUGCACCACAAGUCAUUGAUACUCGAUCCAAACAGGUAGUUGCAUGUCCACUGUAUCCUCAAUAUGAACUGGAAGCACAUGUGUCACAGAUUCAACCUCCAGUAGAGCCUUGGCAUGUUGUUCAGCCGGUUGCUUUUCCUAAUAAUAAUGUAUCAUAUUGUUCAGUUCAGGCACAUAGGCCCUGCUUGCACGAAAAACCUUUCUCAUCCCUGGCGGAUCCAUAUAGAAGGCACCUGUUCUCAAGUACUCCUGCGGGUCAAGUUCUUGAAUAUGGAAGGGAGUACCAGAUCUUACAAUUGCCUAUGGCGAGACAGAGUGAAGUUGCUUCUCGCACAGAUUAUGUGGCUGAGUAUUCUUCUCCACCUUUUCCUACUGCUGCAGCCUCACAUGUUUCCAUACGAUUGCAUCCUUUGCCAUCAUCCUAUCCACAACCACUUCGUGCUCAUCAACAAGGGGAGCUACAAUCUUCUCACCUACCUUAUUACCCUAUAGCCAUCCAUGAGAAUCAGAACCAAGUAUAUGCCGAGCCUGUUCUAACAUCAUUGCUUGGAAGUGGUUCUGCGGCAAAUUUUUCAAUUACAUCCUCUUUCUCUUAUGCUGGAGGUUCUCUAACUCAUUGCUGAGUGGAAUUGAAAAUUCUGACUGCGUCGGUAUGGUUUGCUUUACUUUCCUCACCAAACUUUUGACAAACGGAUGCUAACUUUUAUUUUCACCCUAGCAUUAAAAGCUUGGAGGCUUGUGACAACUAGGGAAUAUCGACAUGAUCCAUCCAUAUAGUUGGCUUUGGCCAUUUCAGUGGUGAAAUUAUUACUACCCUAGCUGAGCUUUCAGCUGUUCUGCAGAAUGCCAAUGCUUUUGCUUGGGCAACUGUGGAUAAUGAUGGCUACCUUGGCCUUGGCUUCAUGAAACUGAAGAAAUAAUUGGUUCCAGCAGGGCAUCACCAUAUUAACAUCUUACUACCAUAUAUAAAUAUUUAUAUUCCCCUUUAUCUGAAGGAUAUGAUAGAUCUUGUUCGUGGACCGUCUUUUGUUGAAUCCUAACUUGUUUCCCUGGUCUGAGGAGUCUAUCAGACUAAUAAUAUCUGUCUAAGAUUCCUUACUUAUCAGUAACUGUCGUUUCUGUUGAAACCUAUUGGCCAGUAGAAUGGUCCCGAUAUAAACUAGGAUUGAUUAUUGUAUAUUAUGAAAAUGAAAGAACUCAUAAAUCCAGAAGGCUAAGCUCAAUUGUGUUUGCAUGUCUUUGAAAAGGUAGAGAUUGUUUGCAGUGGAGGAGGAGGAACAUAUUUAUACAGUGUAUUUCUGUUCUAGAGGGUAUGUGGAUUAGGUUGGGGCAAAAAACCAAUCAUGGCUCUUUGGGUAGGAUUUUGUGCGACUCCUUACCUGAGAGACACUGCUCUUGUAUGGUCGUAUUAUUUGGUUCUAGGCAGGUCCCACGUUGGGUUGAGGAUUAUAGGCUUGGACCGUGAUCUACUGGAACUGGCCUAGCAACUUUCAUUGCCUAUGGUUACUUCUGGUCCCCUCGUUGACUGCUAUAUUAGAUUUAUUUAUUUAUUAUUACGAUUAUUAUCA
Molecule: messenger RNA, 2693 nt
Organism: Ziziphus jujuba (common jujube)
Lineage: Eukaryota; Viridiplantae; Streptophyta; Magnoliopsida; Rosales; Rhamnaceae
Exons: 6
Coding region: 303-1748 (481 amino acids)
Source: RefSeq, a predicted model, not a curated record